Molecule: messenger RNA, 1048 nt
Organism: Myotis daubentonii (Daubenton's bat)
Lineage: Eukaryota; Metazoa; Chordata; Mammalia; Chiroptera; Vespertilionidae
Product: peroxiredoxin-like 2A
Exons: 1
Source: RefSeq, a predicted model, not a curated record
CUCUGAGUCUGGAAUGUCUUUCCUCCUGGAUCCAAGCUUCCUCUCCGUAGGGAUGUGGUCCAUCGGCGCGGGGGCCCUGGGGGCUGCAGCCCUGGCACUGCUCCUGGCCAACACGGACUUAUUUCUGUCCAAGCCCCAGCGAGCAACCCUGGAGUAUCUGGAGGAAAUAGACCUGAAAACUCUGGAGAAUGAACCAAAGACUUUCAAAGCAAAGGAGCUCUGGGAGAAGAAGGGCGCUGUCAUCAUGGCUGUGCGGAGACCAGGCUGCUUCCUCUGUCGAGAGGAGGCUGCGGACCUGUCCUCCCUGAAGCCCAAGUUGGAUGAGCUGGGUGUGCCCCUCUACGCCGUGGUGAAGGAGCAGGUCAGGACCGAAGUGAAGGACUUCCAGCCUUAUUUCAAAGGAGAAAUCUUCCUGGAUGAAAAGAAGAAGUUCUAAGGCCCCCAGAAGCGGAAGAUGAUGUUCAUGGGGUUCGUUCGGCUGGGCGUCUGGAGCAACUUCUUCCGGGCCCGGAGCGGAGGCUUCUCUGGAAACCUGGAAGGCGAAGGCUUCAUCCUCAGGGGCGUUUUUGUGGUGGGAUCAGGAAAGCAGGGCAUUCUUCUUGAGCACCGAGAAAAGGAAUUUGGAGAUAAAGUAAACCUAGUGUCUGUUCUGGAAGCUGCUAAGAAGAUCAAACCACAGACUUCAGCUCAGGGAUAACUAGGGGCUCAACUGUGUCCCCAGGAUGUCCGGUUUCCACUCGUGCCGCUUAGGCCAUCUUCUUAGUCUAGAUCAUUAUUUGGUUUAACUGUGCUCUGUUUAGUAAGACAAAAUAAGCCCCAAUAACACUGAUAACCUAAGAUCUGAGUAAGGGGUAUUUCAGCUAAAACCUGGAAAACACGAGGCUUAAAAUUGGCUGGAGCACCGCAUUACAAACGUAUAUGGUGUUUGAGGUGCUGUUAUUUGAAAUGAGUUUACUUUCAUGUCUUUAAAAAUCUAGGGAAAUUUGGUGAUUGACUAGAAGAUUAAGGAUAGAAGACUUUUGGCUUCUGUGUUUUCUAUAAUCACUUG